ACCAAACAUUGCAACAUGAAUUUCUUUCAGUUUGUAGUUGUCGGUAGUUUGGCUGUAGCAUGCUCGGCACAUUUGUGUUUAUUAAGCCCUCCUCAGCGAGGUACAAUGAUGGGUAUUAACAAAGCAGGUGCUAAUGAUUGCGGUUUAACUACUUCACCGUGUGGAGGUCGAAUGGCGGGAAUGAACCCAACCUACUACAAAACUGGAGAAAAUGUUACAGUUGUCAUUCAGAAGAAUCUUGAUCAUUAUUCAAAACCUACUCCUGGAAAUUUUAAAGUCAACCUUAUGAUGGACAAUGCCUCCACAGCAACAGCUACUGCAACUAUAAUGGAUAUGGGUGAACCAUCUUUGUCUUUGUAUUCUACUUCCAUGAUGAUUCCAAACACAGCAACGAAAGGAAAAUACAUGAUCCAAGUAGUGUACAACACGAUGAAUCCAGAUACAGGGGUUCCACCACAGUUUUACCAGUGUACAGAUGUAAUGCUCCAUUAAAUUUCUUUUCUUGGACAAUACAGGACUAUUGGUUUUAAGGGGUAACGAGGGAAAUAGAUAUGUAGUAAAAUUUAAUAAAAACACCAAACAGUCA
Messenger RNA from Mytilus californianus (California mussel), 586 nucleotides. RefSeq lists its product as uncharacterized. The coding region runs from base 16 to 492 and encodes 158 amino acids. The record is from RefSeq and is a predicted model, not a curated record. Lineage: Eukaryota; Metazoa; Mollusca; Bivalvia; Mytilida; Mytilidae. The transcript has 2 exons.